Messenger RNA from Closterium sp. NIES-65, 5322 nucleotides. The record is from the annotation of a GenBank genome assembly. NCBI's taxonomy places the organism in Eukaryota, Viridiplantae, Streptophyta, Zygnematophyceae, Desmidiales, Closteriaceae.
AUGGAGAUGAAGGCACUCACCGACAGCCUUUCGCGAAUACGCCACCUGCGCAAGAAGCGAUCUGGCCUUGAUGCCGCCCCCUCCCCUGCCGCUAUUGCGCACCCUCCGCCUUCCACUCCCUCCACCGCCCCUCCCGCCACUGCUUCCUCUAUUUUCGCUUCCUCCGCCUCCCCCCGCCCUUUCUUCCGCAACACCAGGCCUGCCUCCCCCUCUUCCGCGCAAUCCUUACCAUCUCCUGCCGCCCGCCCAGGUCCCUUGGAGCUGCGCGCCGAACAGAGCGCGCCGAGCCACUGGGACGUGCGCUCGUGGCUGCCCGAGGGCCUCGCAGCCGCCAACCAGCCGACGCCCGCCAGCGCAUCGCGCGACGACUCGACGGAGCACGGCGCGACCAGCCGCGACGACGACAGCGCGACGAGCGAAAGAGGAGAAGGCGCGGCGAGCGAGGACGUGCUGCGGGCGAACGAGCGGCUGAUGAUGCACGUGGCGGCCUCGCGAUGGGCGUCGCAGGGCGCUGCCGCGCAGGCGAACGCAGAGCACAGGGCGCCCUCGCCCCCGCGCAGGGCGCACGACGCGGGGGAAGCGGAUGAUGAACGGUCCGAUGCGACAGCGAGGUUUCAUGUGGCGAGCGGAGCAGGCUUGGCGGAGGCGCGCGGAAAGGCGGAGAUUGCUGGCUACGGAGGAGGGAAGGGGGGGGAGGCAGAGGGGGAUGACGAGGGGGAAGCAACGAGCGGGGCAGGAAACAAAGAUGGAGAGGCGGAGAGUAGGGCGGACGGAAGAAACGAAAUUGGUACUGGCGCGUGGCGGUCAACGCGAGUCAACGAGUUGGAAUCGGAGGACGAUAACUGGGACGCGCCAGACCCCACGAACAGCGGAUUGUUCGGCGGCGGGUCAAGCGCGUUCUUCAACCCCCUCGCGGAUGACGUGGCGCUCAACCUGCGCCUGUCGCUCGACGACGAUGACGAUGAGGAGGAGGAGGAGGAAGAGGAGGAGGACGGGGAGGAAGAGAGAGAUGAGGAGGAAAUCAAUAGUUACUUCGAGGGCGCAAGCGUGGAAACCGGAAGCCGUGGAGGCGAUUCGAUUGGAGUAUCAGCGGCCGGCAAGUCCGGCACGCGCUACGAACGAGCUGCCGAUUCCGGGUCGGACGGUUGGGGAACGGCAGGGGGAGGCGUGGGUAAGGAGCGAGGCAGAGGCGGAAGAAAAGAGGCGGGGAAGGCGGGAGGCGCGCGGAUGGCGGCAGCGCGGCGGGAGUUGGAGGAGCAGCGCGCGGUGGUGGAGCGCAAGUGGCGCGAGAGCCAGAUGGAGAUGAGGCGAGCCGCGCGCAUGGCGACCGCGCUCAAGGCCACCAUUGACUCCAUUGACUGCGUUGACUCGCCCGCCCGUGCCACCGUGCCCGCCUCCCUCCCUGCGCUGCUGAUUACGCCCCCUCACAGCUCACUUGCAGCCCUGCCUUCCCACUCCUCCUCUACUGCCGUUACCACUGCCGCGCCUGCUGCGCCCGCUCUCGCUGUUUCUGCGGAUGGAGGCGACGCGGGCGGCCGCAGCUUGAGUGACACGGGCGGGGGAGGAAUGGGAGGGGAGGGCGCGGGUGCGCGCAGCAUGGGGUGCAGCAGGCGCGCGCUGGUGGAGGCGCGGCGGCUGCGGGAGCGGCUGGAGGGGCUGAUGCGGCGCAUGGAGGCGCAGGGGAAGGCCGGCGCGGGCGGAAUCAGUGGCGCGGGGAGCGAGUGCGCGGAGUCGGAGGCGGAGUCGAGCAGCGCGUCGUCGUCGCGCCUCUCGUGGGCCGCCAGCAGCUCCGCCUCGCGCGGCGCCAGCAGCUCCGGCGGCAGCGGCGACGGCAGUGGCGGCGAUGCGACAUGGCUGCUGAAGCGCAAGAUACUGCGCGACGCGGGCGAGAUGGCUCAUCUUGAACGCACCAUGGCUCGCAUCGCUGCUGACGUGGCAACGACCAAGGACGUGUCCGCGCGCAUGGAAGGCCACGCGGUAGAGCGCGGGGAAGGGGGAGACGGCGAGGAGAGGGGCGGCGCGGAGACAGAGGCGGGCGGCGGGCAGAGGAAGAGAGAGCGGGGCGAUGGGGGCGGCGAGGGCGGCAGUGCGGGCAGUGAUGGCACUCUGGCCGUGCUGCAGGCCCUGGCAGCGCGCAUGGAGGGAGAGGUGGAGCGGGUGCGUGAGGAGCAGGAGGCGUGGCGGCAGCGCGCGGCGGUGGCGGAAGCGGAGGCGCGGAGCCUGCGGCGGCAGGUGCAGCAGCGCGACCACGCGGGGGACGCCAUGUCAGCGUCGCUGCGCGCUGAGCUGGACAUGCUGCGCGCAAGCAAGGAGCGCACGAGGCGGCGCCAGCUGGCGGAGAGAGGCGCGUGGCGGCGGGCGGCAUAUCAGCUGCGCGUGGUGAUGGGGGGAGAGCAGCUGGCGCAGAUCCGCGAGGUGGGGGAGGACGGGGGAGUUGGGGGAAUGGAGGGCGUGGGGGAGGGUGGGAGGGGCAGCAUGCGUCCUUUGGAUGGCGGCGCGCAGUGGAGGGGGAAAGGGGAAAGAGUUGGGGGAAGUGUAGGCCGGGGAGAAGGCGGAGAAGGGGGGAGGGAGAUGGAGGCGCUGACUCGCGCGCUGGCGCUGGUGGUGGCGACUGGCGCAACGGGGGGAAGUGACGGGGAGGAGGAGGGGGGAUUUGGAGGGGGAGAGGGGCAACUGGUGGCAGUGCGGCGAAUGGCAGGUGCGCUGGUGCAGAAGAGGGGGGCGGAGAGAGGGGAGGAGAGAGGGGAGGAGUCUGCAGAAAGGGCGGAAUCAGGAGAAGGCGGAGGUGUCAGAAAAGGCGGAGGAGGCGGAGGUGCAGAGGAGGCAGCAAGAGGAGAGGGUGGAGGCGGAUGGACGGCGCAAGUAACGGAAGAAAAGGCGCAGGGCGAGGGGAAGAAGCAGCAGAGGCAAGGGGAAGUACAGCUGGGCAGGCAGCGACAGCAGCAGGCAGAGGCAGAGGGAAGCGGAGUUGUGGUGGAAGAGAAGGCGGAGGGCAGCUUGACAGUGACCAAUGAACAAAGUCAGCUCCUCCCGCCGCCACCUUCCGCCCUCGCAGCCCCGCCCGCACCUCCUCCCGUGUCACCAACAGCAGCAGCAGCGCAAAGUGCCGCAGCAGCAGCAGCGGUGGUGGUGGUGGUGCCGCAGCUGCCAGCGCGGCGAGUGGCAGCGCCAGCGGCGCACAGCAGGAAGGGCGCGGGGGCCGCGGGCAUGCAUGUGGUGGACGGCGCGCAGGGGAGCAAGCCGCGCGCGGGGAGGCGCGUGGGCGCGCGCAACGGGGAGGUGCGGAGCAGCAGCAGUGCUGCGGGGGCGAUUCUGAGGCGGAAUGGGUGGGAGGGGGAGAGGGAGGAGGCGGAGAGGGAAGAGGUGGAGCGAGGGAAAGGGGAGGGGGAUGGGGAGAGGAGAGGGAAAGUGCGGCGGGUGGGGAGUGAACGUGAGGUGAGGAAUGGGAACGGGAGAGUGAGAAGGGAUGGAGGGCAGAGGAACGGGGGAGAGAGGAAGAGAGGCGGAGAGGUGAGGCGAGGAGUGGAGGGAGGGGAGGAGGGCCGUGGAGACGCCAGCCGUGCCGCCUCUCGUUCUGAUGGCUCUGCUGCAGGGUUGCACGCAGGGGGGGGCGAGGUGAGGAGACGUGCAGAGCGGUGUGAGCAGGACGAGGGGGAGGGAAGUGAGACCGCCGGGGUGAGAGGAGAGGGUAGGGACGUGGGAGCAGGCGAGGCGGGCAGUGAGGUGGUCGCAGGGGUGGUGUGGGAGGUGGCGCGGGUGCUUGACAACGAGUGGGUUGAGAGCGGUGCAAAGGGGCCAAGAGGGGUGGCGGAGACAAAAGAUGAGGGUGAGAGGAAUGGCAGGGAGGCGGCGGCAGCGGGGGAGAGGAAGAGCAGGCGGAGUGUCGAGAGGGAGGAGGUGGAGGUGCGAGGGAGCGAGCAGGGCGAGUGGCAGGGUGGGCGGCGGCAGCAAGAGGCGCACAUGGCAGUGCGAGAGCGGGAGCGGGAGCGGGCAGUGGAGGGGCCGGCAGUGAUGUCACCGUUCGCUGCAGAGGAGCCGUUCAAAGCGGGCCGUGCAUCACACGAGGAGCGGGCAGUGGGAGCGGAGUGGAUGCGGCACAGUGCUGACAGCGCUGCUGCUGCUGCGUUGCUGCCACGUGCUGGUGCUGCCGCAUGCUCCAAGAGCCACGAGUGGCAUGCAUCCACCCCCCCUGCAUCCCAGCACACACACUCCCCCUCGCACACCUCCCCUCCAGACGCCUCCCCCUUCUCCUUCCCCUGCCUUCCCGCCUCCCCUUCCUCCACGUCCCCCUCCUCCCCCUCGCUCUCCCCCCAUCCUCUGCUCAUCCCCCGCGCCCACACCCACUCCAUGGGGCAGCGCCCCCCGCCCGUCCUUCCCCCACCCGCCCUCCCCCCGCCAACUCUCCCCCCGCGCCACCAUGUGAGCCACUCCUCCCUCCAACACCCCCAGACCACCCCGCAGCCCUGGUGGCCGCAGCACGAGGCGCAGGAGCGACACGUGGGGAGCAGCAGCGAGCAGCUUAGGGCGGGCGGCGAGCAACAGCAGGCUGGCAGUGAGCAGCAGGUGUCAGAUGCGGGCAGUGGGUGUGCACCCUCCUCCUCCCUGCACUGCCCGCCCCACCCCUCGUGGCCCCUGCCUCCCCAUGACCGGCCUGCUGGGUCUUUCUGGUCCCUGGCAGGCGGCACUGCUGCGGUGCAGAGCGGUGCAAGGGAGUGGAGCGAGGUGGAGAGCAGUGGCAGCAGCAGCACUGUGCAGGGCGGGGGGCGAGAUGGUGGAGGCGGGUGGGGUGGCGAGGGUGGUGGGGGGUGGAGUGCUGGAGUGAGUGCAGGAGGGAGUGGAGGAAGGAGUUGGGGAGGGCAGCAGCAGCAGCAGCAGCAGCAGCAGCAGCAGCAGCGGAAGGGGUUAAUGGGCAUGUUGUGGCGCAGUGGCAGUGGCAGCAGGGGCAGGGCCAAAGUGGGCAUGGGCAUGGGUGUGAAGGGCACGGGCACGGGCAUGGGCAUGGGUAUCCCUCGGUCGCUCAGUGACUCGCGGCGCUCCACCAGAGUGGCACCUCUGGCGCCCACUGCUGCUGCUGUGUCCGCCAGGGGCAGUGGUGGUUAUGUUCAUGGCGGCAGUUACGAUGGUGGCACCAGCAGUGGUGGUGGUGGGGUGGGCGGAGGAAGGAGCGUGUGGGGUGCGGCAGGGGCGGGGGAGAGGCGUGAGGGGUGGGAGGCACAGGGGGAGGGGUGGGGGAGGGGCGUGCAGCAGGGAGAGGUGGGGAGCGGGGGCAGCAAGCGGGGGUUGGGGCUGGGCACUUUGAGACGACUCAUGUCCCGUGGGUAG